AACUCAACUAGAUAAGGACACAAUCAUCAUGUGAUCUGAGACCUAAGGUAAGUAUUCAUCUUCUUUAUAUUGGGAAAACAAUUUGCGAGUUACUUCACAGUUAUUUUAUACAUUAUUCAUGAUUUCUGGUAAAAAAAAAAAAAAAAAAAGAGAUUGUUUCUUACAUACAGGAUCUUAAGUUUUCAUAAUUAUUCUAAAUAUCCACGUGACGGCCCAUUAAAUUUGAUAGUUUACCGAUACGUAUUCGAGAUAACCGAUGAGGGUACAAUAUUGAAUGUAAUAUGAACUUUAUAACUAUUAAUGGUUUAGAUAUUUUAAAAUUCUUUUGAGGGUGAACAGAUAUAUAGAAAUAACAUUUUGUAUUUUCGUUUUCAGAUACAUACUAAGUACGGUACAUGAUAUAUGUACAAUGUACAUAUCAAAGUCGCUUUUUAAAAAGCCUGGUAAAGAUCUAUAAAUAGGAAAUGAUUUACCUGAUGCACAGUGCAAUUUUCUACAUUAUGCUAAGCUCUCUCUCUCCGGCUUUCUCUGGGUUGGUGUCGCGUGUCUCUCUCUCUCUCUCAUAUAGAAUUUUACUUACGAUAAAAUCCGAUAUCUGUCAGUGCUGGCAGAAAUCCCAAUCUUAGAUCCGCGCCGUAGUCUUAUAUCCGCGCCGUAUACUAUACGCAUAGCGCGGAUCUAAGAAGGUUGAUUUUGAUUAGAUUGGCAGACAUUCUGACUAGCAGCUAGUUGACUUAAAUUGCUUUCAUAUCUGGAAAUGUUCUUCAAGUUUUAGAGCUACAGUUUCUGAAGCCUUUUUUCACAUUUACUAUUAAUACUUUUCUAAUCUAAUAAUAAAUUACUCUGAUAAUUGUGUCUUUUGUUUUCAGUUCUCUGGGAUAUAUUGAACCGAUAUAUCGUUGUUAGGCCUACUAUUUUUCUUCUUAUGUAGAAACUUUUCAAUAAAGUAUGCCUCAUAAAAUAUAAAAGAAGGUCGUCUAAUACAGGAACACAAUUCGUGCCCAUGGGAAUUCCAACAGACUGUAGAAAGACUUUAUCACCAAAAUACCACGAUUUUUUUUAUUCGAUCGGGAAAAGUUUUGUGAUUUCAGAUUUACUAAAAGUUCUUUAGACCCCCUUCCUCUUUUACCCUUUCUCCUGUCCCAUCAUCCCCCUCCCCCCCCCCCCCCCCCCCUCCGUUACUAGUUUGUCCGCACCACAUAGUGAUACUUCGUUUGAAAUAACGCAUUUUUUAAGAUUAAGGAACGUAAAAUUCAUUUGUGUUAAUCAAACGUUAUUCAAUGUCGUCGUUUUCACGUCAUCAGUUAUCUCAUUCUACCCUCAAGAACAAAUAAAUUGAUGCAUGAACCAAGAACUACGAACGAUAUUAUUGUUUCGCUGCCUAUCUUCUGGUAAAUUUUUAAAGGUUAUCAUUUUUAAAUGAUUUUUUUUGUGGUCAAUAUAGAUAUAUAUUUAUAUGAAUUUUCUUAAAACUUGACAAAACAACGAGAGGUAAUUUGGGUUAAAAUCUCGUAUUUCAUAUUAGAAAUCAAUAGAAAACGAAAAAUAUUCUAAAAACAUCUUUUCCUUCAGUGAAACACAAGUGGGAAUUUUUUUAAUGCAAGAUAUAAAUAGAUAACUAUUUAAUUUGUCAGAUUACUAAAUUUAUAUUAUUGAGUAAAAAAUGGUUAAUCUUCAGUUUACAUAGGUUAACCUCAUUUGCAAUUGAUGAUAGGGUGGAAAAAAUGUUGCCGUGUUUUGGUCUGUAAACAUACAUCUAUUUAAUCAAUAAGCAUUUUAAAAUACAUGAUAUUUCAAAGCCUGGUUUAAAGGAACAGAUUUUUCUACCCCCUAAUGAAAAGGUGUUUUAAUUAAGAGCAUUUAAUCAAUUAGCACUGGUAUUAAAGUUGAUAAUCAAUUACAACUGAAUUCUACUUUGGAUUAAAAAAAAAUUCAUUAGCAAAAUUUUAAAAUAUAUAUACGAGUUGAAAAUGUAGGCGGGAAUCCAGAGUUAACGUGUGUAUUUCUUUAAUACAUUCAUAAAAUCAGGCCAUUCUUAUUCAAACUUAUCUCAACAUAAUACUUAGUAGCUACCCGCCCUUGUCGAGGACAGACAAUGCAGCACCUUCGCUAGCCAAGGGUUUACGAUCUGCUCCGCUUCUCUACAAACGGAGCGAAAAUGACAGUGCAGUGGCAUGAACCAAAAAAAAAAAAAAAAAAAAGAAUGUCAUUGAUUUUUUCUCAUAUCCGUAGUAAAAUCGUGGUAAAGUGGGCCGUCAAUACAAAUAUUUACAAUCAUGUGAAGGUUUUUAAAACCAACGAACACACGAACGAACGGACAAUUUACUUCAAUAUCCCUCAGCUACUUUGAUGAGAGGGAAUAGCUAAUUAUACAUGUCCUUAUAUAUCUAUUGUAGUAAAUAAGUUUGAAUACAAAUGUGCUGAUGGCCGAUAACCAAUUGAGCGAUGUCGGAGGCCAUGAUCACAUGCACGCAAAAGGUUUGUCCAUUCCGUUUGCUGCAUUCUUUAUUGUCGGUGAAAUUGCCGGAUCAGGAGUGUUGGCCCUCCCUAAAGCUAUUGAUAACUCAGGUUGGAUCGGCCUCGUUUUGAUUGUGGCAUGCGCACUCCUAUCAUCAUAUACAGGGAGCAUCCUUGGACAGGCCUGGCUUAUUGUGCAGGAGAGGUACCCAGAGUAUAAGCUUCAUUGUCCGAAUCCUUACCCAGUGCUCGGAGAAAAAACGUUCGGAAAGACAGGAAGAUAUGUGGUCUCUUUUUCCAUCAAUUUCACCCUGUUUGGAGUAUCCACAGUUUUCCUGCUCUUAGCGUCGGAGAAUGUCCAUGACUUGAUAAAGGACUGGACAGAAACGGACGUGUCUUUCUGUAUCUGGCUAGUCAUUUUAGCGGCGGUCAUCUGUCCGCUUACGUGGUUUGGUACUCCGGCCGAUUUCUGGCCAGUUGCUGUGGGAGCAACAGUUGCUACAGCACUUGCGUGCGUUUUACUCAUCAUUAAUGUUGCGAUGGAUAAGGGCACAUACAACCCGGUUCUGCACUCACGGACAGAGUUUGAGCAAUUUUUUAUGGCCUUUGGGACGAUUGUGUUCGCUUUCGGAGGUCACCCCGCGUUUCCUACUUUCCAAACAGACAUGAGGAAACCCAGCGAUUUCAAAUGGGCAGUGCUAAUGGGAUAUAUAGUUGUGAUGCUGAUGUACCUGCCUAUAACCACCGUUUCAUACUUUAUUUACGGCAAGAAUGUCAAAGACAAUAUUCUCCUGAUGCCAAAUGGCGGCGUUAUCAAUCAAAUCGUGGAGGUGAUGAUCACGGUCCACUUAAUACUGGGAUUUCUUAUAGUCAUUAACCCGUUCUGUCAGGAGCUGGAGCACUACGCCCGGGUCCCAAAACAUUUUACCUGGAAGCGUUGUGUAUUUAGGUCAGUAGUCGUAGCCGCCAUUCUUUUCGUGGCGGAAUCAAUUCCAACAUUUGGCGCCAUUUUAUCCUUAGUAGGCGGUUCAACAGUGACGUUGUUAGCCUAUAUCUGUCCAUCUCUAUUCUACUUGAAACUGAAGUCAGUUCGUCAGGAAGAUAUAAUGAUUGUUAAUGGAAACAGUAAGGAAGAUGUCGCCCUUCAAGCGAAGGAAAAUCCUGGUCUUCCUCUAUGGGUGAAAGUGAUGAACAUCGAGAUAAUUCUGUUGGGGGCUGUGGCAGGUGUCGCCUCAACAUACUCUGCCAUUAAGUCCAUCAUUACCAGUGAUUUCUCCAAACCUUGCUACAUGCGAGAAUGAACGUAGCAUCAGUGCAUAGACAUCCACAGACAUUUUAGUACCUCACAUUUUUAUCAGGUGAUCAAAUCAGGGCAUACAAAGACAGAACAGAUGUACAAGGCUUACUACUGUGAUAUUAUACAAUGAAGAGAUUGUAGAUGUAUUACCGGUUCUUGUAAACAUUAAACUAUGAUUUUAUCAAAA
This is a messenger RNA of Ostrea edulis (European flat oyster), 3941 nucleotides long. RefSeq lists its product as uncharacterized. The transcript is spliced from 9 exons. The record is from RefSeq and is a predicted model, not a curated record. Gene Ontology annotation, molecular function: L-proline transmembrane transporter activity; L-alanine transmembrane transporter activity. Bases 2424 to 3758 code for a protein of 444 amino acids. Gene Ontology annotation, biological process: L-alanine transport; amino acid transmembrane transport. NCBI's taxonomy places the organism in Eukaryota, Metazoa, Mollusca, Bivalvia, Ostreida, Ostreidae. Gene Ontology annotation, cellular component: vacuolar membrane.